AACUACCUGAGUAUUCGCCAUUCUAGUUUUCAAAAUGUAUAACCAAAGAGGUGAAUUUAUGGGACUAUAUAUUAACAAUACUAUUUUCAGUGCAUUUUUCUUGACUUUAUCCUUCAAGUCUUUUUGAUCCUUGAACAGAAUGGGAUUCUCAGGCUUCAGCUUUCUUUAUUCUUCGCCUCUUGUUGAUUCUGUUUUGUUAGUUUUUUGCUAAAGCUGCUUACUAGUAACUACCAAAAAUACCGGAUGGGCCUGCUGCUUUCUUUUCCUCUUACAAAUAAUCAUCUUCAUCUGUCCUAUACAUUUUUCAAAACUAGAAGGUACACACCAUGUUUGCAGCACAGUUGUAAAUUUACCAGGCUGGUGCUGAUAACCACUUCUAGUGGUUUAGGAAGGCUGAGAUCUCUCGGGUGGAAUAGAAAAAUGAUGACAAAUAUGUAGUGGUCUUUCAUGAGGUGACUUGACUAGAAGAACUGACGGUGCUGUAGGGUGUGUUGUAAUCUUUUAAGGAUUUGAGUAAGCCUUGUUUUCACGAUACCCCAGGGUUGUUUCAGAGGGUGUAUGAGGCAUUCCUUUGCCUUACAGACUGUUGCAUUUUUUGUGUUCUACGAGAAUAUAAUCUCUGGGUUUUGCUGGGAAUAAGUAAAGCAGAAUCUGAGGAAGACUUUGCAACAAAAUUCAAGUAUGGUGUUUUCUAAGUGUGGGCUGGUUUCUGUGGAGAAGGGUCAGUAUUCAGACUGAAGUCCAAUGCUAAUGUUUAAGUAGCAUCAGAGAUCCUGGAACUUUGCUUUAUUAUAGAAAAUAUAGUAAUGGAUUUUCUCUUGCCUUUUCUUUGGCCCUUAUUCCUUUUGUUUCAUGCACUCAAUUAAUAUAAUUUAUUAUAUGACUGAUAUUGGAACACAGCUCCAGAAGACAGAGACAUUAUUUUGUUUUGGAGAGGAUGAGUGCCUUAGUUCACUGCCAGACACGUCUGUCAGUGUUUGUGGUGGUACCGCUGGACAAUCCUAAAUCCAUGUUGGCAGUCUUUAGCAAUACGUUUCUUAAACAACCAGCACUGGCAACAGCGAAGAAAACCAAACUCUUUAUAUGUCUGUGAAGGGCAAACCUAGUUUCAGAUCCUCUCUUCAGGAAUUGCUUGUAGUUCCAAGUUCUAAUGUUGCCCCUGGCUUGGGCUUGUCAUUUUCAGAAUAAUUUAGAUAUGCAUGUUGAUUUUUAAAGAACUUUGGAAAAUGGCCACUUGAAUUGGUCACUUCAGGCUGCCUAUUGAAGGGAUUAUCUGGAAGAUACUCUCUUCUUGGUGCGUUCUUGGAUUGCCACUUUGCCUGCGCAUUUGGGUCAGGGGUUUUGUUUGAUUUUUGUUUGUUUAUUGUUAGGUUUUUUUGGCUGUUUUUAUUUUUUGGGGGUUUGGUGGUGGUGGUGUUUGUCAUGGCGUUUUUUUGGUUUUGUUUGUUUUCCUUGGUUCGGUUUUUGUUUUUUCCUUUCCCUCCUCAGAUUUUCAAAUUUUGUCCCGGCUGUACUCCUUCAUCUUCAUGGUCCUCUUCCUUUUGUCUCGGUCUCUGUGGUUAGGAAUGGUAGGAAUUCCAACAAGGCAUAGCUCUGAUGUGCCCUUUUUCCCUGUUGCUUUCUGCAGUGCUUUGCCCUCCUUUGCCAUAAAAGCCCUUUAGCUCGGGUUGAAGAGUGGUUGCCCUGGGUUCCUACUUGGGCUAAGUCAGUGUGAAGAAGAAAGUCUCGGCUUCCUUUUUCCCCUGCUCAGGGAGCAGUGAGUAAGCAGGAGUUGAGACAAUGAGGGAGAAGAAAGAGACAGUCACAAGAGACAGUGUUUCUUAUAUCUAUGCUGUUAUCUCACAGGAUAUUACUUCUGAAUUACUGAAAAGAAAGGUCCAUUUUGAGGACAGGUUUUGUUUAAACUAUAAUGUUCUUGUAGAGAAGUGCUGACCCUUCAGGGCAACAAGAGGUAAAAGAGUAUUCCAAUUCAUCCAUCUUACUUAUUGUGCUAUUUUUCUCCCUAAUAAGUACACCUUCGGCUCUGAUACCCUUUUUUCCUGCUUGCAAAUCACGUGGGUAUAAGCUUGCUUUUUGUGUUUAUUUGUUUGUUACUGCGCACCAUGUAAUGCAGGAAUGGUCUUGCAUGGAGUGUGUUACGGGUCACUAGAAGUGCACAUUUCAGGAAGGAGGAGGAGACCGUGUCUCUGGAACUUUGAAAUUACGCUGGAAUUCAUUAAGGGAGAAUGGCCUCUAAAAUGCAUAGGGAAAGUGACAAGUGCAUAUAGUUCCCUUCACUUUGGUAUACCUUACUCCCAGUUCCGUUGCCCAGUGUUAGUAUUUGGGUGUUAUGCCAUUUGCCCAGCAGGUUAAGUCCUUGAUUUCCAUUAGUUUCAAUAGUCAGCGUGUGCACUGUGCAUCAAAGAUACGUGGCAGAGACCCAGCCUGCAAUUCUUACUGCUCCUUGGCAGGAGUUUAUUCAAUCUGUUCCUCUUGGCUGGGACUCUUAUCCUGGCUUGUGGUCUUAUUUACAGUGUGAUGGCAGAGUUAUUUCCACUCCAAAGCUCUGUAGUGAUACUGUCUAAAUGCUUCAGGAUGAGAUACAGCUGGAGAUCUGUGGAGAACUGAACCAAAAUUCUGCAAGAGCUAUCUGUUAUUUUCAGACUUUUUUUAAAAAAAGUAAUGGGGUUGAAACUUGUCUCUCCUGGAGAGGUACUAUUUGGUCUUCUGAGCCAUCAUGUGAAUACCCUACUCCUGGACCUCAAAUAGCUACUGAAGAUGUCUGACUUGUAUUACUUCAAAUUAUCUGGACAUUUGCUGUUUAACUGCUGAAGCUUUCCUACCACUUGUUUCUCUCAUGAAGCCUUAAUCUAUUGAGGGAUCAGAAUUGCCUGCUAUGGAAUCAAGACCAACUACAACAUGAGAAGAUGUAUUCAAGAUGAUCCAGCCAGGAAGAUUUUUCACUUCAUAGAAAUCUUAUUUUUGUUUAAUAUGUAAUAUAAUUUGACAAAGCCAAGUUCAAUUACUUAUAUUAAAAUUAAAGCACACCUCUUGCCUUCAUCAGAAAUGUUUCUAACGUUUUCAAGAAAAAAUAUGUCCCAGAAACUGAGCAUGUUUUUACUAGUUUUUGGCAUCAUUUGGGGUUUGAUGUUGCUACGCUACACUUUUCAGUAUCCAAGACGCCAAAGCAGUGCUGAGUUGCGUGGACAGAUAUUAGAUCUAAGUAAAAGAUAUGUCAAAGCACUGGCAGAAGAAAAUAAGAAUUUAAUGAAUGGUGGAGGUGCAGCAUCUAUGGCAGGAUAUGCUGAUCUUAAGAGGACAAUUGCUGUUCUUCUGGAUGACAUCUUACAACGCCUGGUGAAAUUGGAAAACAAAGUUGAUUACAUCGUUGUGAAUGGCUCAGCAACAAAUGCCACUAAUGGAACUAGCAAUCAGGUGCCAGUAACUUCAAAUAAACGUGUAAAAUCAGCAAGCAACACUAGAUAGCAAACAGGGCCACUUUGCCUUGCUGCAUCUAUGAUGGGUAAUAUUUAAAACAAGCUUUUUAUCUCUGGCUAGGGCAAAGCAGUAGCUGACUGUAAAAGAAGCGUAAACUAUUAUACUGUAUGCUGGCUCUAUGUAGGCCUAACUUAUGUGCAUAGGUUCUCAAAGCAUUAUUUCAUUGCCUUUGAACAGUACUUCUGAAGUGAUCUUUGUUGUCUUUAAAGAUAUUUUGAUAUCAUGAUUUGAUGUAGUAUGCCAUUGGAUAAUAACAAUAUACAGAAAGCAAUGAGGAACUUAUAGGUAGGUUUCUAAAUAUAUUUAAGUAUAAAUACAACAUAUCAUUUGGAUAGGUGAGCAGUAUUGUAGCUUAUUCAUUUUUUGUGAUCUGCAUUAAGCCAAUGUAACUGAGGAUAACACAUUGUUAAAUAGAUGUUAGAAAAUGUGUAUACUUAUAAUAUUUUGUUACUCCUUUACUAAAACAAUAUUGAGGAUAGCAUUGGCAGUAAUAUUUUAAAAUUGUGACCCAAAGAAUGUCUUUAUUUGCACUAUCUGGCAGAAUAGCUAGAGAGAAUUUACUGUAUAUUUAAGAAAAUUAAUUAUAAUAGGAAGAUAUCCUAGGUAGUAACACUGUCCAGGUAUAUCUUUACGCUGGAGUUAGGGCAGUUAGAUUAUCAAAAGCAAAUCAUAAUCUGUGAUAUCUUAGAAGAUUAUUUCUUACAAAGAUAUUUAAGUGUAUGUAUUUUGUAAUUGCAGAUAAAAUUAUUUAAGUGAUGGAAAUAUGUUUUGGAUAUGUGAAUACUGUUUAUUUUUAUUCAUUGCGGUUUCUUUUUAACUUUUUAGUACCUUGCAAUUUGUGAUGAGCAUAGCACACCAUCUCCCUGAUUUCCUUUUUUGAUUAGGAGGAAAAGCAAUUAAGGGAAACAAGGCAUCUCUGCAUUUAACAGAGAUACAUGUACUAAGGGUAUCUUACCAUGGAAUAUGUGAGAGCUAAGGUAAUGUUUGCCUUAUGUGUAAGUUAGCCUUACAGCAAAGUAAACUGCAGUGUGGGUGCACUGUAUUUCAAAAUGUUACGGAAGUCAUAUUAAAGAGAAAGUGCCACAGA
Molecule: messenger RNA, 4564 nt
Organism: Falco peregrinus (peregrine falcon)
Lineage: Eukaryota; Metazoa; Chordata; Aves; Falconiformes; Falconidae
Gene: CCDC126
Product: coiled-coil domain containing 126
Exons: 4
Coding region: 3046-3465 (139 amino acids)
Source: RefSeq, a predicted model, not a curated record